AUAAACGAGAGUGAGCGAGAGAAAAGUUCAGAUGGCGUUACCGACCAACUUACUUAUUUCGCGCAUGCGCACUCCGUUUUGGCCAACACUAACAUCAAAAGUGCCGACAGGGAGUUGCGCUACUGUAUAUACUGUGCCAGUAACGUCAGUCGGAAAAGAUAGGCUAUGUAUAUAUAUAUAUAUAUAUAUAUAUAAAGUAAUAUAAUAUUCCUUUUUAUAUCGAAUUACGACAUUUAAUUUGGAGCAUAUUCAACUUGUGCAGCUAUACUUUUUAAUCAUAGGACGUAUAGUGCAGUAAUCUAUGAAUUUAGGCGUAUUCAACAGAGUUAAUCUCAAGGACUCCCAAGGAGGAAUGUAUUCAGAAUGGGCUUCACUGAGCACUCUGAUCCAGCAAGGUUCGGAGGAGAGCCAAAGCGUACUCGAGAAAUUUCCGCCUGGCGCGGGAAAAGAAGUCGCAUUGUCCAUAGUACGCCAACUUGCUGCAAAUCUCGGUAUCACUCAAGCGGCAGAGCCUAGUCCACUCUCGACCGACAAAGAAGUCCAAUGGUGUAUGGAAGUGAUAUGCUUUGGAUUGUCAUUACCGUUGGCUGAACACGACACUGUCAGAGAUUGCGUGAACAUAUAUUGCGAGUGGCUGUCAGCAUUAUACUCUACGCCAAAAAUUUCUGUACCCAGACCAAUCAUAGAUGAUUCAAAUUUUUAUGCCAGAAGAAUCAUAAGUCAUUUUCACAAUUUAUUCGUACCGAGAAAAGGAGAAGUCUGGCCUUUUUUGUAUCAGGAUCUAGGUACAGAUACGAUAAAUCGACAAGCUGUGCUAUGCCAUCGAGUGCUUAGAACUUUGCAGCAAAUUGCGAGAGGUCCAGCAAUUUUAGAAAGAGAAACAUGGGAAAGUCUAUUAUUAUUUCUCAUUGGUAUUAACGAUGCGUUAUUAGCACCACCGGCAACUAGAGAAGAUGCAGGAGAACAACUGUGUGAAAGAGUGCUUGGUGUAUUAUUAGAGGUGUGGCUGGUUUCCUGUGAACGCAAUUUUCCUUCGCCACCUUUAUGGCGUACGUUACGAGAAUCCUGUUUGCGGUGGCGUCACAGAUUAGCUCUAGUAGAACAAUGGAAUCGUGUAUGUCUUGCUCUUACAGCGAGAUUGCUACAAAUCAUGUAUGGAGCAAUGUUUCCCGAAUUGAAAAUAAGUGAGGAAGAUAUACAAUUAGUACCGCCUACUAUGUCGGAUGAAGCGGUAGCACAAGCGUGGUACAGACUGCUCCGUACUAUUGGCGAUCCCGUAGAUUUAUGUAGACCCGCUGUUGUCUCGCAAACACAAGCAUUUCUGCAAUAUGCUAUCGCCAGUCCUAACGUUAUAGAUCCGUGUCAACACCCAUGUCUGCAAAGUUUACCGCAAAUAUUUUUGAAAGCUAUAAAAGGCAUAGCAGGUCAAGUCGAUGCUUUUCUCGGAGUUUCACAGGCAUGCUGUUGGGAAGAAUGUUGCGUGUCCAACAUUACGUCGGGGAAUAGCGGUAUCGGCGGCGGGGGUGUCGGAUGGGACAGGUCGAGCGGCAAGGAACAACCUCAACCUUCCCCCACACCCCCGACUCAACGCAGACUUGCCAAAAGUUUCAGUGUCACUCCUUCUGCAGUCACUAAGGGAAUUCCGAAAGCGUCUUUAAUUGGAUUAACGACAAGCCGGGUAUCUAGUACACCGCCAAUGUUAAUAUCAAAUUCCGGACCAUCGUCCGCUUCGAGUACAGCAUCUAUGACCUCACUUGGCCAAGAUAUUAGACCUCCUUUAGCACCAGGACGUCCCAAGUGUAACAGUAUACUGCAUCUUUUCGGGGAAUGGUUAUUCGAAGCUGCCUUUAUAGGUACCGAUGGUUGGUCGCAGAACUUACCGCAACCGUCGGGUGCUUCAAAACGUCCAUCCUCGGUACUCGUGGACGGGCCGAGUUCGUUACAGGAAACUGUGAGUGACGUACCAUCGACACUUUGCAUUGAUCGCUACGAGUCUGGUAGAGCGGAGGCAUUGGGUGCUCUGUGCAGAAUUUUCUGCGCUAAGAAAACAGGCGAGGAAAUCUUACCUGUGUAUUUGGCUAGAUUCUAUCAGGCCAUGUAUCACGGCCUCAAGGUUGAUGAGACCCGCGAAUGUGGCGAAACGUUAGCGAGUAUUUUGCUGAAUUCAGCUGACUUGUUUCGUCUCGAUUUGAACGGUGUACAAGUUUUGGUGCCAGCCGUGUUAUCCGCCCUGGAAGUGGUUCUGCCGGACAAAGAUUUGAAGCUAAGAUCUAAUGUAGUCUCGAAACCGGAUUUGAGAAGGGCUUCAAUACAUUUGUUGAUAUCGAUGUUAACAUUGCCCCUGCACUUUCAGAAUCUUGCCAUUAAGGAACUUCCCACAUUUCCGAGCACAAAUUCUUUCGAGAGAACUCCUGUAACAUUUGUACAGUUGAAAUCAAGGCUCAUGAAUUUACUCAUAAAUGCUUUGCAAGUAGAGACUGAUCCUCAAAAUACACACAUGUUGUUGGGAGCUUUGUUACUGAGUGUGCAAGAUUCUGCAGCAGCGGAAGAAGUAGAGCAGGUCACGCAACCUGAUACAGUAGCUAAUGAUUCGACAUCUAAUUUAUUAUCUUCAGUCACCAGCAAUUCAGCCAGUCAAAUAAGUAUAUCCAGCGAUCAGCGAUCAAUUGGCGAUGCCUCUGACAUUGCAACUCUUCAAGAGGAAUGCAUUGCAUUCGAUUCUGCCCAUGCUCUCUUUGUACGAGCAACGUACUUAGUGUGUCAUCGUUUGAUUUCGUCGUGGAAGAUUGAUCUAAAUAUCUCUUUAGCAGCAUUAGAAAUGCUAUCGGGAUUAGCACGCACACGCAUUCGCGAAACAGCAAGGAAACUUACAGAUGCUCUGGAAUGCAAGAGGGCGGUAAAAUGGUUGUGCGACUAUAUUUCAUAUCAAUGUUGGCGUCCACCACCCGCACAUUCUAAGGAUCUUCAUUCUUCUAUCGUCGCAGCAUUCAAUUGCUUAACAACUUGGUUAACUGCUCAUCCACAAUUAUUACAGGACAAGGACUGUUUGACUACAGUAUUAGAAGUCGUUGAGCUUGGAGUGUCCGGCACUAAGAGACCCAUCAAAAUGAAGGACGAAAAGGAAUUAAAACCUGCAUCUAUGCGCGUAAGAGAUGCCGCUGAUGCGCUUCUCACUAUUUUAUUGGAACAGGUUGGCUAUUUUCCGAGCGCUUGCGGAGCGCAAUCACUCUCGUCGCUAUUGGAUGAAGUGUCUUUGCUUCGACAUUGCAACAGCUGGACCGGCGGACGCGUGGCACGACAAGCAGCAGUCGAGAGAUUUCGUUAUUUUGUGUCUGAGAACGCGAUCGUGUUGGCCUUAUUGGAGGAGCCUCUGGGAAACGAUCAGGAUCCCCAACCGACGGUGACAGUCCUGAUCCGCGGACCGUUCGGUAGACACGCGUGGACGAUGCAGCUCCGUCAUUUGCCGCGUCAUCGAUCCAGCAUCAGAAGUAUAAACAGCAAUCCCGGACGACCUUUACCGUUGGCGGAAGCCGCACCGCGAACAGAUUAUAAACCGAGAUUUUUUCCGGAUAACGUGGAUCGUAUUCCUCACUGUAAAGUGGAUGAAUCGAUACCGAGUCUCGAGGCAGUUAUGAGCGAUAAUAAUGCGGUACGAGAUGAGCAUCAAAUUCUCGCACAGCUUUUAGAACGUCAAAUAACACUCGAAUCGAAAAAUAACAAUAGUAAUGUCAAGACCAUGGAAGACAAAACUGACGAAUGUGUACCGCCCCAAGUCUGUCACGAAUUCCAAACAGCCCGUCUAUUUCUGAGCCAUUUCGGUUUUUUAAAUAUGGAACCUAAAGAGAACGAGGAUUCCAGAAGCAGCGGGCUCAUCGCUCUAGAUCCAACCAUUCCCGGAUUCUGCACAGAUUUAGAAACAUUGGACAAUAUUAGUCCACGUACAUGCGACACCGUUCAUAUCUUUUACGUAAAAACGGGUCAAAAAUCUGCCUCCGAAAUAUUGUUAAAUGUGCUGCACGAAGAAAGUGUAUCGUCAAACUUCUUGGAAUUUUUGAGCUCUCUCGGUUGGCCCGUUUCUGUAUCUGCUCACGCAGGCUGGACGGGUCAUGUGUCCACUUCGUGGAGAGUAACUGCACAAGUGAACGUACCACAACCAGCUCAUAGCAAUCACGGCGGGGCGUUUUAUAACGGUGACACUCAUGUGCUGUACUGGGCGGAUGUGAGUUCAGAAAUUGCAUUCGUUGUGCCUACACAAUCGUAUCUUAUAGCCAGCUCGGAUUCAUUAGAGGAAACCAGUUAUAACAGCGAUACUAGUAGUAGUGGACAAGCAUGGUUUGAGCGCAGUAUCAGUGAAAGUACGGAUACUCGGAGCUGUGGCGCGUCGCAGAACACAACGUCGACUUCUAGAGCGAUGUCGCUUGAUUUAGAGAAACAGCCGUCGAGCUUGUCGGGAAUAGGUCCGACAAAUUCCUCGAGUGCGGAUCCCAUCAGACCCAGAAGAACAAUAAAACAAGCUCUACCUUUACAAACCAAUACAAAAAUUAUGGUUGUGUGGCUAGAGAGUCUAGAGGAUCAUACACAGUUCCCGAUAGGCGAUUUGCUUCCUUCCACUUAUACCGGACUGGAGCAAUCGAGGAUGCUGCAAGCUAGUGACGUGCAAGUUAUCUUCCUUCAAGCUCUCGCUAAUGGAUUGAUGAGGGUCAGAUUACAAGGACCAAUUUCUAGAAUCAAUUUGGCAACACCUUUAAUUGAUGGUAUGGUAGUGUCAAGAAGAGUCUUGGGAAUUCUAGUUAGACAAACAGCUCUUAAUAUGGGACGUAGAAAAAGACUUGAUAAUGAUAGUUAUCAUCCGCCGCACGUACGAAGACGUUUAAAAAUUCAAGAGAUGGUGCAAAAAUACAAAAGAAAUUUGACAGAACCAGAGUUAUUAACACUUUUAUUCAGCAGCACUCAGACUUAUCAAACGUAAUAGAAAUUUUUAAUGAUCUACUGUGAAAUUUAAUUCAGGAUGGCAGUAGCUCAAUAUCUUCUAAAGGUAAAAAAGAAUAAUUAAAAUUUUCAACUUGAAGAGUAAAUCAUCAUGUUAUCAUGUUUAUUUGCAUUACAUAUUUAUUUUUAGGAUAAAGUUUUUAUCUUAUCGAGAUAGCAAUAUAAUUUAAAUAAACUUAUUUUUUAUUUGCUACAUUGUUUUAACAAAUUCUUAUAGUAACAGAAAAAAGUGCACUUUCCAUUCUUCAUUUAAAAGUUUUUAUACAAUUUAAAGAAUUCUAAUAAUAAAUUUUCUCCUAUUUCUGCAGUAUAUAUACAUUACUUUGAAAAUAACUUAAUUAUUCUCAAAAUGAUAAAAACUUGAAGAUACAUCGCAAAUUUCAUUUAGCUAACAGAUAGUAUAAUUCCUUGCUAAAAAUCAUUUAUUAAAUAAUGAAGAAGGUGAUAUCACGUAAAAAAAUGUUCCAGAAAAAUAUAUUUAUUAUGUGAUUUGAAAUAUGCAUACAACGUAUACACACAGUUUUGUAUAUCUUAAAUAUUAUUUUGUUACUUGUAAAAUUAGUAUUGUAGAUAGCUAUAAAAUAAAUUAUUCAUACUUCAUAUAAUUAUAAUAGCUACUUUAAAAUAUAUAGGACACUGUAUGAAAUGUAUUAUUUAAUUAAUUUAUUAUGUAUGACAAUAUAUAUUCUACACUCGUA
Messenger RNA from Formica exsecta, 5687 nucleotides. Its product is annotated as ral GTPase-activating protein subunit beta. Lineage: Eukaryota; Metazoa; Arthropoda; Insecta; Hymenoptera; Formicidae. Gene Ontology annotation, biological process: activation of GTPase activity; regulation of small GTPase mediated signal transduction. The record is from RefSeq and is a predicted model, not a curated record. Gene Ontology annotation, molecular function: GTPase activator activity.